CCAGUCAGCUCUCUCGAGUCUCUUACUACCGCUUCGCAAACUUCUGCUGGUAAGAGCGAACAGGAGAAUGCUGACCUAGCCAAAUUGCAGAGCUCUCCUAACACAGACACGCAGAACCUUGAAACAGGCCAACUAUUUCAAAAAGUCUCAGAAGAACUUGUGAACUGGCCACAAGACUGUGCUGUCAUACUUAACAAGGAUGGCCUAUCCUUGAACAAUUUGCUUGGGAUAAAUGAGUGUCUCAAUAUUUGUAUUCCUUCAGAGCCACUUGAGCUUCUAGGCGUAAUAAGAUCUUAUGAAGAGAAGCUGGCUUUUGAAGAUCCUUGUGCUCGCUUUUACCUCUUUCGAGUGAUGGAGCUGAGGCGCGACUGCCAUCCCUGGUUCUAG
Messenger RNA from Protopolystoma xenopodis, 387 nucleotides. The record is from the annotation of a GenBank genome assembly. NCBI's taxonomy places the organism in Eukaryota, Metazoa, Platyhelminthes, Monogenea, Polystomatidea, Polystomatidae.